Molecule: messenger RNA, 714 nt
Organism: Orbilia oligospora ATCC 24927
Lineage: Eukaryota; Fungi; Ascomycota; Orbiliomycetes; Orbiliales; Orbiliaceae
Exons: 2
Coding region: 1-714 (237 amino acids)
Cellular component (GO): cytoplasm
Molecular function (GO): gluconokinase activity
Source: RefSeq, a predicted model, not a curated record
AUGGCAUCACUUGAUGAGACCGAAGGCGAUAUCUCGCCUGUUGCAGAUUCGCACCAGCUACCACAUAUUUUUAUCAUCGCGGGGCCUUCCGCAACUGGAAAAUCUACCGUCGCUCAAGCGAUAGCUGAGACGUUUGGCCUCCCAAUGGUCGAAGGUGAUGAUUUACACCCUCAAGAGAACAUCGAUAAGAUGAGCCAAGGCCAUCCUCUCACAGACGAUGAUCGAUGGGACUGGCUCAAAACCGUGGCUUCGGUAUCAGUGGAUACCUCUAAACCUCCUACUUCACCUCCACAUGAACUUGGCGGCGAAAGACAGUGUCGUCCGGCAUGUAUAACUACAUGUUCCGCCUUGAAAAGAAAAUACAGAGACCUCCUACGUUCGCAGCUCUCUGGGCUAGAAACUGCUAUUUUGCAUUUCAUUUUCCUGACUGCGUCCGAGGAGGAGCUGCUUAGAAGGAUUGAGGAACGGAAUAACCAUUUUAUGAAGAAGAAUAUGGUACGGUCUCAAAUCGUUACCGCUGAGGUUCCGAGAACUUUGGAGCUAGAUGGAGAAGAGGGAUUCGAAGGAUCUGAUGGGGAUGGUGGAGAUCUUGAAAACGAUUGUACGGUUAUCUGGACUGACAAUCUUUCUCAAGAUGAAGUUGUAGAGAAAGCAGUGGAGGUGGUAAAGCAGUUAAUGCUUUCGGAUAUCGGAACUGAGAUUGAUGGUCUUUGA